AUGUUUCUACAUAGAGGCCAGCUUUUAAGAGGCGCCCGAAGCGUCACCCACGCGCGGCCUCAAUCACUAUACCGACCGCAUUAUCACCUGCCUCAUCAAUUGCAUUCGACCCGGGCACCCGGUCCAGGAAGAAAUAAAGUCCCACGCUCGAAAACGACUUUUGGAAAGAUAAUAUGGAUAUCUGUCGGUGCCCUUGCCUGGUGCCAAGUCCUUAUCUCAUAUAUAUACGAGCCUCUCAGAGACAAUGGUGUUUUCACAAACAUUGCCCAAUCGACCAUCUUCCGAGCAAUACCAGCAAAGUUAGCACAUACGACCGAAAGAGAGGAAAGUGAGCUGUAUCAACCGAUCACUGGCGAUAAAGAAAUACGACUGCUUAUCUUAGAGCCGGGAGCACACGAGGACGCAUUGAAAUGCCAGUUAGUCAACGCUGAGCUGUCGUGGAGGACCAGAUUCGAGGCUCUAUCGUACGCCUGGGGAGACGAUACUACCAAAUAUCAGCUGAAAUGUUCUGGGCACCGUAUUGGUGUCAGAGCUAAUCUCCAUGAUGCCUUACUGGACUUGCGACAUCCAACACGAAAACGCGUCCUUUGGAUCGACGCUCUUUGCAUCAAUCAAGCCGACAACGACGAGAAGUCUAAGCAGAUUAGACUUAUGCAUGAGAUCUACUCACAAGCCCAAGAAGUUCUCAUCUAUCUCGGAAAAUCAGAUCCUUCGGUCCAUGGCGCGAUUAGAUCAAUGCGUUGGCUCGACUGGAAGCUUAUGCCUCUCUACGCUCGGCAAUUCCUACUAAGUUCGAAUAUUGGCAUGGCAAGCUUUUUUGUCGAGAGAUGGACAAAUAUGAAGCCUAUUAACCGAGAGGACUUUAAUUGGGAUGCCCUUAUAAACUUGUUGACUCGCCCAUGGUUCCAACGCACUUGGGUCAUUCAAGAAGCGGUUAUACCGCAGCAUGCACAGGUUAUAUGUGGCGACCAGUCCAUCUCUUGGGCAAAGUUUCUUCGAGUUGUGGAUGCCAUCAAGCACUAUCAGUCCUCUGUAAAGACGAUCCCGGGGUAUCACUCGAUCUACGAUACCAUUUCCAGUCUGGACUUGAUGCGAACAGCUCGCAGCAACCGACAUCCGAGGAUUUAUAUCCUUGGUCAGUGGUGGUACCGUCCUUUCCUGACUCGGCGCCCAAUGGAAGGUCAAGAAGAUUCUAAGCUACUUGAUCUCAUUUUAAUGAGUCGUAGAUACAAGUGCACAUAUCCUCAUGAUAAGAUCUUCGGUAUGCUCGGCGUUACGGGGGAGGACACGAGCAGCGAGUUCUUGAAACCGAAUUAUGAAAUCUCACAGUUGGACGCCUACCGAAACUUUGUACUCUGGGAACUACACUAUAAUAGAAGCUUCCGUGUCCUUGGCACGAGCUCACAAAAGAACAGUCAUCACCGCUCAUCUCCAUCAUGGGUUCCAGACUUCAACAAACUUGAUCCGAUCGAAAGCUUGACCGGGCCUCUCUUCAGCGGUUCAGGGAUCGACGCCAGUGCGGGAUUGCCAAUGGAGGUACGAGAAUCGGGCAAUGGUACUACGCUACAUAUUAAGGGAAGCGUAGUAGACACAAUACAUACUGUUGGCAAGAAGUCGUUCACGGAUAGAUCCAAUAGAUUCAGUAAACAUGGUCAACAGGACGAGCGAAUCUCAGUUUACGACCAACUUCAGGUGAACAGAGGAAUGAUUGAAGAAGCUAGAGAUAUCUGGCUUGAAGCGACGAAAGGAUUAGCUCGAGGCCUUGGACCUGGCCCUGGAGAUCGUAUCUUCGAUGCCACGAUCAACAAUGGUAGGCUUUUAGCCGAUAGGUCCAUCUCUCCAGGGUGGGAGCCAUUUCUACGGGUUCUCCUCGGCAACAUCUCUAUCGGGAGCAAGUAUUCUCUAUUCAUCAAGGAGAUCUCUACGUCUUUCCUUCGCCUGACCCUUGCGGAAGACAAGUUACGGAAGGAAUUUUCGAAGGGAGAAGAAGUUUUUGCCAUAAAAGCGCUUGGUUUCUUUGCAGCAAUAGCGCAGUCGCGACGCUUUGCACGGACAGACAUGGGGCUGGUUGGCUAUGUGCCCAUGAGGGCGAAGAGGGGAGACUUGGUAGUAGUUCUGUAUGGAUCUAAAGUACCUUUUGUGGUCAGGGAGCAGGAGCAUGGUAGAUUUUCCUUAGUUGGGGAGUGCUACAUGGAUGGGAUCAUGCAUGGCGAGGGAAUCAGGUUUGCAAAGUACGAGAAUAGAGAUAUAGAAUUGACAUUAGUGUAG
This is a messenger RNA of Fusarium oxysporum Fo47, 2268 nucleotides long. RefSeq names its product heterokaryon incompatibility protein-domain-containing protein. NCBI's taxonomy places the organism in Eukaryota, Fungi, Ascomycota, Sordariomycetes, Hypocreales, Nectriaceae. The record is from RefSeq and is a predicted model, not a curated record. The transcript has a single exon. Bases 1 to 2268 code for a protein of 755 amino acids.